Pisolithus orientalis is the source of this 1814-nucleotide messenger RNA. RefSeq names its product carbohydrate esterase family 9 protein. The record is from RefSeq and is a predicted model, not a curated record. Bases 221 to 1771 code for a protein of 516 amino acids. Gene Ontology annotation, molecular function: N-acetylglucosamine-6-phosphate deacetylase activity. The transcript has 9 exons. Lineage: Eukaryota; Fungi; Basidiomycota; Agaricomycetes; Boletales; Pisolithaceae. Gene Ontology annotation, biological process: N-acetylglucosamine catabolic process.
AGGGUCCACUGCAGAAAAUUUACGUACACAUCGACACCGUCCACGUGCGCACCCACUAUCAUCACUUGGAGCGCCCUCAGAUAGAGUCCAAUGAAAUGUCCCCCUAUACCAAGAUCCUGUAGCGGAAAUGUUUCAGGAGGGGUUUUCCCAGCGGCCCGGAUCUCCCCUAAGUUACCCUUGAGGAUGCUCUGUAACCAGCGUCUUCACCAAUACUCCCAUCAUGCCAGUCGCUACCACUAAAGAGCCUUCAAACGGUCUGUUGUGCUUUACCAACUGCCUCCUGCCCCAGGAAGAUGGCAGUCUAAUCGAGAAGGACCUAUGGAUAGACGAACACCGUGGUAUCAUUUUGGAUGCUCAGCGAACCUUCUAUCUGAGGAAACAAAGGCCACACAGGGUUGUCGAUCUAGGCGGAAACAUUCUGAGUCCGGGAUUUAUUGACAUUCAGAUAAACGGAGCCUUCGGCUUUGAUUUCUCUGUAUAUGAGGGCGACGAAAAAUAUCGGAAUGGCCUUAAGUGCGUGGCUGAGAAAAUCGUAGAAACUGGGGUGACUGCCAUCGUGCCAACCAUAAUUACACAAGAGAAGUCGCUCUACGCUAAGAUAUUGAGGCUUCUUCGUCCUUGGUCUCCUCCCAAUGCAGCACAUUUACUGGGUUGGCACGUAGAAGGCCCAUUCCUUCACAUGACUAAACGUGGUGCACAUUCACCUCCGUUGAUCAUUCCAGCCUCGGAAGGUUACAAGACUUUUGAAGCUAUAUAUCAACCGGAAAAUCUCGCUGAUGCAGAGGAUUGGCUAAUGAGAGAUGGCGUCAGUCAGGGGACAGUAGGGGCUCGUAUCAUCACUGCCGCCCCUGAGAUAGAGGGCGUGAUGGACGCCAUCCUAGAAGUUAGUAAAAGGGGGAUAUGCUUCAACAUCGGUCACAGCAUUUGCUCAACGGACGCUGCAACAGCGGCAGUCCAAAAUGGUGCUCGCUGUAUUACCCAUCUGUUCAAUGCUAUGCCGCAGUUGCAUCAUCGUGACCCCUCAAUCAUCGGACUACUUGGAUCUUCUCCCUAUUUGGCCGCAAAGCCAGCUAACUUGCCAUGUUUCACCAGCAAGGCAAAGUCGAGAACAGGAACUUCUACUCCCCUGAAAGCGGUUUCCCCUGGGCCUUACGCCUCUGAAGCAUUUGAUGACAUCCGCUCACCACCGCAGACUCCCAUGGGUAGGGAUUAUCAUUCUCGUAAUCCCUCGGAAGUGCUUUCUUCGUCAAGUACAGUGCCCACGACACCAUCUGAGAGCAGGUUCUCUGGCGGAAGUGAGAGGAUGCCAUUUUCUCCUUUUGAGAGACCAUUCUACGAGUUGAUUGUUGAUGGUGUUCACUCGCAUCCCAACUCUGUCAGGCUUGCUUACUCUGCGCAUCCCGAAGGGUGCAUCUUGAUUACUGAUGCAAUGAAAAUUCUUGAUCCACACCUCAAGGAUGGCUUCCACGAAUGGCGUGACGGGCGGCGAUUCUACAAAGAUGGUGACAGGCUCUAUCUUGAGGGUACGACGACUCUUGCUGGAAGCGUCGUCACCAUGGACAAGUGUGUCCGAAACUUUUCUCGGUUCACCGGGUGCUCCCUCGCGGAAGCCGUCAAGUGUGCGACUCUGAACCCAGCGAAGUGUCUUGGCAUUGAGAACAAAAAAGGCAGUCUCAGGUCAGGGGCACAUGCAGACCUUGUUGUACUCGACCGACAUGGGGAGGUACUUAGUACAUGGGUCAUGGGAAAGAUGGUUUGGGAGAGGAACUAAAGGUAGUUCGCAUGUACUUCCUAGAUGCAGUUAGCGACUUUCC